Struthio camelus australis is the source of this 712-nucleotide messenger RNA. The record is from RefSeq and is a predicted model, not a curated record. Lineage: Eukaryota; Metazoa; Chordata; Aves; Struthioniformes; Struthionidae.
CUCCGUCCACCGCCCGGGACUGCACCCUGCUCCAGAGCUGCCCGCGGGAACGCGGCAGCAAACGGCAGCUCUGAGGCUUUCCCCAAAGGGCCCCAGCAUUUGAGCAGCCUCCUCGCACUCUGUGGAUGAGAUUUUAUGCUCUUCUCCUGUCCGUGGGCAAGCCCAGGGGAGCCCUGACACCCCAAGAAGGUGCUGCUCAAGGCCUUGGGGCAGCAGUGCUCUGGGUGGAAGCUGGGUGAAUCCGAGACGGCGAGGGCCACGGGGCCGGAGCAGAUCUCCUCCAGAGCAGACUGGCUCUGCUCCUUCUUUCUGCCUCACGCCAGUGCUUCCUUUGCAGUUCGGGGGCUUGGAAGCGGUGAUCACGGCCGUGAUGGACGAGUACCCUCAGGUCCUCGCGCAGCGCAGGGAGCUCUUUGUCCUUGGUCUCAUCACGGUGUGUUUCCUGGGCUCUCUGACCACCCUCACCUACGGCGGCGCGUACGUGGUGAAGCUCCUGGAGGAGUUCGGAGCUGGCUGCUCCAUCCUGGCAGUGGUGCUACUGGAAGCAAUAGCUGUGUCCUGGUUUUAUGGUAAAGAACUGCCUCUCUGUUAUUAAGCAUAUACUGUACACCAGGAAAACCUCCUGCAGGCCCUCGCACAGAUGUUCAACCUCACGCACGCGGGGGAACGGCAGGGAACGCAGGGCCACGUCAGUGCAGGAGCACACGCGUGA